Molecule: messenger RNA, 1933 nt
Organism: Amoebophrya sp. A120
Lineage: Eukaryota; Dinophyceae; Syndiniales; Amoebophryaceae
Source: the annotation of a GenBank genome assembly
CCUCGCUCCAGGCAAACUCGCUUUUCGUGUAGGGGUAGAGCAAUAGUAGCGGUCCUCUGGGUAGGCCUCGUCUUCGUAGAACUUCAGACCGCAUUUCAUGCCGAGACCACCUGCUUUUCGGAACAUUUUUUGCAGCUUAAUGCCCCAAUUUCCUUUGCUUCCCCAACUCUGUUGGGGCCGUCGCUUUCUUGUUGCCCAACAAAGUUACGUCGAAAACUGUACACUUAUAGAUACGUAGGAGUCCCGUUUUCGCAGAGGAGAGGAAUUCGAAUUUGUCCACAAAUCUACAACAACAAAUCAUCAUGCGAGCUGCUACUGUUGCGGUUGCCUUCCUGCUCUCACUUCCCGUGGCUGCAGCAGGCGUUGUGCAGUCGACAGUGGAUCAGGAUGCGGAACUGUUCAGCCUCGAACCCCAUGCGGCUAACGAAAUGACGAAAGGGAAAGGUAUUAUUGUUUUGGUAACCGGCAACUCAUAAUCAUGCAAGUAGAGCUAAAACUAAAAUAAUGCACAGCCGCAGUAAGUAUCGCUCGGCCAAAAGAUUACUUCAUCUGAACUAAAUGUUCAUACCAAGCAACUAUUUCAACGUUCCGCAAAAAUACUAAUGCAGAUUCCCGCACCCGCUCGGCAGCGCCUUCCUCGAAGUUGCAGCGUGGGGGGGGGGGUCCCCGAAGACCGGCAGUAUGAACAAAGGUAUCUAGUUAUUCGUAUGGCAUUUUCAUGACAUCAUCAACCAUGACUCCGACCUGCACAGGUAUGGAAACACACAUCAGAAAAAGUUUGAUAGGAAAGCAAAGUCUUGCAUCAGCUAAUGGCGCAAGAUUAUUCAUUGUGCGCUCUGAGCAAUAGCCUCGUACGCUACACGACCACAGGUAAAGCCACACCUCUCGCCACGUCGAACCUGCAGCCGGUCUCGUUUGCACAAACUUCCCUCGUUCCCCAACUGCAGACCCUGUUCUCCAGCAAGGCGCGCCUUCAGCAGGUGAAACACGCUGGCAGCAUCGCGGCCGCUUCCCAGGAACACUUCGACACCCUGGUCGCCGACCUCGCAUCGGACCACAAUGUCACGCGCAGCGACGUGCUCAUCACCAUCAAGUUCGACUCGCUGGACACCGACCACAACGGGGUGCUGGACGGAGAGGAGAAUGCCGUGUGUCCGAAGCAGGCGGACCUGAACAACGACGGGAAGCUCGACUUCGCGGAACACGGCCUGUACUGCAGUAUGCGAACCCAUUCGCAGACCAGUGCGGAGACGUCGUUCACCCAGUUGUUGCUACAACCAAGUGGUCCACUUUCCCAAAUCGCCUCCCCACCUACAUCAUCGCCAGGACAGGCGAGGAGAUUUCGCGGCAUCGGUUUCGGUCCCAAUAGUCGCUUCCGACGAGGACACCGUGAUGCUCAUGGUACCUACAUCGCGGACCCAAUCGAAAAAGACGAGAUCCCCUCCACCACACCGACUUUGCACGCAACCCAGCAGCGGAACAAUGGGGGCUGGUGGGGACGUAAGCCGGAUCAUCCCCCUCAAGAUAAGAUCACCCCCCUCAAGUUUCCAAGAUCACCCCCCUCAAGGGCGUCGGGUUUAGGUUUUAGGGCUUAGGGCUUAGGGUUUCGGCGGUGUCGUCUGGGCCAGCCGUCGCGACGGCGCCGUCGCGACGGCUGGCCCAGACGAUUCCCUUUUGCCCCUUCCUGUUGCGGGUCGGAGGCACGCGCCGCCUCGUCGCCCUCGCCCCCCGCCCUGUGUUUCCCUCCCCGUUCCCCCCUUCGUUGGUUUGCCGUGCUCCCGCUCGGGGGGGCGCGCUCUUUGUGCCGCCUUUGCUGCCUCGGCGGGCGAGGCGCUAGGCGCUUCCGGGCCUCCUCGGGUGGCUGCCCGCCUGUCGCACAUCUUGAGCCAGGAAUCCUCUUGGAAGGCCUUCCAGCAUGCAGAUACCAACGCCG